AUGCCUCGGUUGCCUUCUUCUUCUGAUCCGUUCCAAGGCCAUAAUGAGCUUCCUCAGAGCAACAAUUUUAUGUCUAGAACCAACAGCAUUAUCCAGGAUAAGCUCUUUCUCGUGAGGAAUGUAGGACAACAGACGUUAGAUUGGUACCAAAGCCAGCCGUUGUGGAAGCGUACAUUGCUUCAGGUGCUUUUUGUUUUCAAUGCUAUUGUCGUGGUUUUGAUUAUGAUAUUCCAUAAAUCGAUAAUACAAGCAAUCGUGGUCAUAUCUGAUAAGUGGCACGGAUUGAAAUUUGGCCAAGGUUUACUAUUUACAUUGGUAUUUAUGGUUGGGUUCCCGCCAUUGCUUGGCUUUUCAGCCUUAUCGAUGUUGGCGGGUAUGGUUUAUGGGUUUGUACAUGGAUGGAUCUUAUUGGCGUGUGCAUCGAUUUCGGGCUCCUUUUGUUCGUUCCUUGUCUUCAGAUAUUUGCUUCAUAGCAGGGCAGAAAGACUCAUGAAUUCAAACAAAAAAUUCAGGGCUUUCUCAGAGAUUUUGCGAGAGGAUUCAAGUCUUUUCAUCUUGGUAUUGUUGAGACUUUGUCCAUUACCUUAUUCAUUGUCGAAUGGUGCAUUGGCUGCUAUUCCGGAAUUACCAGCAACAACAUACUUUUUAGCGUCAUUGAUAACUUCUCCCAAAUUGAUGAUCCAUAUAUUUGUCGGACAUAAAUUAAAAGAGUUGGGGGAUGACACUAAGGGUAAGUCUACCCAUUUAAUUGAUAUACUUAGUAUCAUAAUAACGGGUGCUGCGGCAUCAUUAACAACAUACAUAAUUUACAACAAAAUGCAAAGAAAACUAGAAUUUUACCAUCAAAGAGGUAUAAUUCCUCGUGAUGAUGCAAUUAUAUUUGGUAAUUUCGAAGAUAUUGAGUCUGCAAAUAAUGUGGAAUUAAAUUCUGCUGAUUACGAUGAGGAUAAUUUCAUUAUUGAAGACGAAGAUGACGAAAAUGCUACAGAUCCAGAUUAUGUAGCAAGUAAGAAGAAUAUUCAGGUUCAUGCUGAAGAUCAGAACAAGAAUGGUGAAUUUGAGAUAGAUGAAAAUGAUGGUGUAGAUGACUUGGGAUUAGGAGAAAUAUCCAAGAAUUCCAAACAAAAUACAAACGGUUAUAGAGAUUAUUAG
Molecule: messenger RNA, 1152 nt
Organism: Debaryomyces hansenii CBS767
Lineage: Eukaryota; Fungi; Ascomycota; Pichiomycetes; Serinales; Debaryomycetaceae
Exons: 1
Coding region: 1-1152 (383 amino acids)
Biological process (GO): mitotic spindle elongation; vesicle-mediated transport
Cellular component (GO): Golgi membrane
Source: RefSeq, a predicted model, not a curated record